UCCAUAUCUCGCAUUUUAUACCCGAGUAUCGCAUUCAUUUUGGCUCGAUUUUUAAAUUGCUUUUGCAACUCAAUAGAGAAUCUUUUUCAAUCGUGUCAGCGGGACUGGACUAUUGCCUACUAAUUCUCUCAUAUAACUCUUAGGCCCAUCAAGAGCAGCAAGUUUUUCACGCUUCUCUUCUUCUUUCUGGUCGGUCUUCUUCGCCCAGUACCCCAUCAGGCCUCCGUCUUUAUUUUCUUCACCACAUUGCACACACUUUUCACACGACUUGUCGACCGUUCAGGCCGACCCUCAUGGCACAUCAGCAUAACGUAGCAACAAUCCAAACUAUUUCCCCCAUUCUCAACUCUUUCUUCCGAUAUACGCAUUCAAUAUGUCAUCUGAGCAGGCAAAUACUGCCAUUCAACCCGUUUUCGAAGCAAGACCAGUCAACAGAAGGACAGAGUCUUCCACUUCAAUAGAAGCGGUCACCUCCAACCGUAUGACCAUGGCCUCUAGUAGCGCUACUCUAUGCCAGUUGGGCGAGCACGACGAUAAGCCAUCAAUGCCUGAUGCUGAGCAUCCUCCUGCUAUUCCUGAACAAGCUUCAGGGUAUAGCAAGUCGGAAAAAUCUCAAGUCCCUACGAGACAGUCAUCCACUAAACACGCCCAUCCUCAUUCUCAUUCUCAUCAGCAUCAGGGUGCAACCCCUCCCCCCGUACCUGCUCCUGAUGUCGUCUCAGUCUUUGACCCAGCUUCAAUUGGAGGUGGUGGUCCGCUUAAAAGGAUUGAGACACAGCGAAGCGAGCGAUAUGCCGAGGAAAUGAGAGAAAGGGAAGCAAGAGAAGCUGACAAGAGCGAGAAGAAAAGUGGAAUUCUUCGAAGAUGGUCCACAGUUUCUAGAAGGCGCCCCGUUAUGAUCAUGCCGCCUCAUACUCAUCGACAUAGUGAAGAUGAGGUCUCUCCUGUUGAUGACGAUCGGGACCCCAGACAUGAGCGAUCGUCUUCCAACAUAAGUAAUCAGACUCUGGCGAUUACUCCUACUCCUGGCGAAAGAGAAAAGUGUGACUUUUCAGACGACAAGGAAGAAGGCCGCUGCGAGGCGGAGAAACAUAUGCAAGAGGAAGAGGUUGAAGAGCAUGUCUACCCUGAUGGAGGUUACGGUUGGGUUGUACUCGGUGCUUGUUGUUGUCUGGCAGGAUGUACGAUGGGUUGGGGUAUGAACUGGGGUGUUUUUCAAGAGUAUUACCUGGACAGCGUUUAUCCCAACGUCAAUACUUCUGUCCUCUCUUUAGCGGGAACUUUGUGCGCCUUUAUGAUGAAUGCCACCGCUUUUAUCUCUGGAAGAUAUGGUGACCGAUAUGGCUUCAAGAGGGUCUUGUAUUGUUCCGCCGUCAUCACAUGGCUCGGCCUUUUCCUCGCAGGCUGGUCAACCAAGCUCUGGCAAACUAUUCUCACCCAAGGCAUUCUCACCGGCUUUGGUCAAGGCCUCUCUUUGCCCCUUUUCAUGUCCCUUCCUUCGCAAUGGUUCUAUCGCCGCCGCGGUCUUGCCAGCGGGUUGGCUAUCGGGGGUGCCGGCUUGGGAGGUGGCACCACAACAUUGAUCUGUAGAGAACUGUUGACAAGGGUCGGAUAUAGGAAAACUCUUUGGAUUCUGGCGUGCAUCAACCUGUUCUGCAUGUCCCUGUCUACAUUUCUGAUCAGGACAAGACCGAGCUCCCCAGAGGGCAAGGCAACUGGAAAAGGGCCUUGGAUUGAUUGGGCGGUGGUCAAGACUUCUUCUUUUUGGAGUUUGGUCAUAGGCCUUGUCGUGUCGACCACUGGUUAUGCGAUGCCUUUCAACUUCACUGCGCAAUGGACAAGACUUCACUUCCCUAAUCUCAACCCUAUUCUUCUUGCGCUACCCGUUACACUGUUAGGCUACACUGUCUGUGUAGGCCGUGCCCUCAUCGGCCUAAUAGCAGACCUCUUGGGACCCAUGAACACCUUCAUUCUGUGUUUCUUUUUGUCUGGGGUUGUCCAAUUAUGCCUCUGGCUCACUGCGAGCUCAUUUGCUUCCGUUUUGGUCUUUGCCAUAAUGUUUGGGCUGGUUGCCCCGGGAUACAUGGGUAUCAUCCCACAAAUCAUCGUGCAAUUGUUCGGCCCAACCAAUCUGGCUACCAAUGUUGGAAUAUUACUGCUCUUUAACGGUCCGGGUAAUUUGAUGGGUGGGCCUAUUGGUGGUGCGCUAUACGAUGCAAGUGGAAGGACAAGUUUCAAGUACAUGAUAAUUACGGGUGGUUGCUUGCAGAUCGCCGGGGGCCUGAUCAUUUGCUGGGCGAGGUUCAAGACUAGCAGGAAAUGGCUCAAAAAAAUCUAAUGAUGGUAAUAAUGGCGGCGUCCACCAGAUUGGUUGCUGGCAAGGGAUGAUGGUCGAGUGCGUAUUUUUGGAGAGGACAUGUGGAAUGGGCCGGAAGAUGAGGGCAACGGCGCAUUUGGUGUAUAAUGACAUGAAUGGAGAAGUGAGAUACAUGGACGAAUUCUGUAUUUUGGCGAUCAGCCUGUAUUGUACAUCCUCAUCAUCAGUACUCACAGACAUUAAUUUAAUGACUUGCC
Cryptococcus deneoformans JEC21 is the source of this 2574-nucleotide messenger RNA. RefSeq names its product transporter, putative. NCBI's taxonomy places the organism in Eukaryota, Fungi, Basidiomycota, Tremellomycetes, Tremellales, Cryptococcaceae. The transcript has 11 exons. Gene Ontology annotation, molecular function: transmembrane transporter activity. The coding region runs from base 374 to 2338 and encodes 654 amino acids. Gene Ontology annotation, cellular component: fungal-type vacuole membrane. Gene Ontology annotation, biological process: transmembrane transport. The record is from RefSeq and is a predicted model, not a curated record.